CAUUGGUUACAUGAUGUGAAAGGUGAGCAUUGAUUGGUCAAUAAUGACAGGUAGUUGAAGAAGAAGAUGCUGCAUAUUAAUUAAUGUAAAAUACCUUCCAGACAGCCUUACUCAGACAUAGAUAAUGACAAUGGCUUCAGGACAGACACAGAAUCUAGCUGUUAGUAAAGGGCUACUUGGAGAGAAAUUUACAUGUCUUAUUUGUGGGCAGGAAGACUUGACUGAAGAAAACAUGAGAACACAUGUACUGUUGGAACAUGUUGAAAAUAAUGUGUGUUGUCCAUUCUGUGAUUUGUCAGGUAUUACAAGUGAUGAAAUGAAUAUUCAUAUAAAUACCGUACAUUUUGAUGACAUGACAAGUCCUGAUAUGAAGGUGACAGAAGGAGAAACUAACACAACAAGCACCAGAACUAGACAUGGUUCAGGUAAAGAUGAUCCAGAAAAAUUUGGAAUAGAACAUGGUGGAGCAAUACCUAAAACACCAUCUAAAACUUCAUUGAAACAUUCUCACAGUUUAGAUCAAAGUCCUCAAAAAUCGCCAUCUAAAAAAUCAUCAUCAAGUAUGAAAACUUCCCAAUCAGAAUCGAAUAUAAACAGAAGAGGUAAAUUGCAACUAAAUUUUGAGUUAGUGAAUGAGCCGGGUCCAUCAAGAAUGGUAGGAGAAUCUGCGUCAUCUGAGACAAUCAGAGCUUCAUCAUCUUCUCAUUCUUUAAAACCUUCUGUCUCAUCGCAUACAAUGAGGGGUUCAUUAUCAUGUGAUACAUUUGACAGUGCGCAAAACUCACAAUUAGAUUCAGAGCAAAGUGUUCGAAUGAGACUUCAAAACAGUAUACAUAGUCAAAAUGAUGUAAUAAUGGAAGAAGGUCAAGACAACAACAACAUUCCGUUACAGCCCAACCUAAACCAAGUCCUCCAGCCAGAUAUAAAUGAUAAUGUAGAGCCAGAUAUAAAUUCUAACAUGCCAGCAGGAUUCUCAUGCCCUCUCUGUCAGUUUAUAACGUCAUCGGAGAAUCUGAUUCAGGCACAUGUUAAUAUGGCACAUGUUGAUGUUUUAAGCCCUGCCAGGCCAAGACCAACCGGAUCUGAAGUAGGACCUAGUAGUAGAAGUGAUACUACGAGUCUAUAUAGUAGUGCGUCUGCUACAAGUAGUCAGAUGGAGAUUGGUGAAGAAUAUCCAUGCCCAAUUUGUAUGAGGAUCUACACAAAUUCAGGGGAGCUAAGUCUACAUGUAAAUCAGGAACAUUCUCAGAUAUUUAGCCCAGAUAAACCAAGGGCAGCUAUAGGAGAAGCAGUGGCAGGCCCAUCUGUCUUACACUGUCCUGUAUGUGAAAUGGAAUUUUAUGAAAAAUCCAGGUUAGAAGCACAUGUAAAUGGUCAUUUCUCAGCGGAACAGACGCCUAUACAAGAAAGAACAGAUAAGAUGAUUGCCCAAGCUCUACAGGAGAAGGAGACGGACAUGGCUAAUCAUGAAGAAGAAAAAGAGUUUCAAAAAUUACAGGUGAUGUUUGGAAUGGCAGAGGGAACACCUUAUAAGAAGGCAUAUGAGACCAAUCUUGAAAGGGCUGUUGCUAACGGUGAUUUAAGUGUUGUUGAAUUUCAUGAGCGUAAAAAUGGUUUCAAGUUCGCAGAUGCCAGAGGAAUUGAUGAUGGAACGUCGUGUACUAAAGGUAUUGUGUGUUGGGAAAAAACUGCAGGGGUUUUUACCCCAACACCAAACCCAUGGUGUUGCCAAAAGCUUUGGGUUUAUGGGCCAGUGGUAAGUCAUUAUGCUGGGUUCUAUGGUGACAAGGGCUGGGGGUGUGGAUACAGGAAUUUUCAGAUGUUACUUUCAUCUCUAAUGACAGAGCCUACCUAUAACAAAGUUCUGUUCACAACUAAAUUGUAGCUACCUCUGGCAUCUCUUAGAGUGAAGUGUAAACUGCUAGACUUUCAUAAUCCAUCAGGCCCAAAUGGAACACAUCCUAAGUUGUUUGAAUGGGUAAAGAGUUAUUUUGAGAAAUCUGCUGUGUUUAAACCACCAUUGUAUCUACAACAUCAAGGUCAUAGUCGUACCAUAGUUGGCAUCGAGGAAUUGAAGGACAAGACUUUGCGUCUGCUAAUAUUUGACCCGAGUGCAAGGAAGAAGCAGAUGCAGUUGUUUCACAGUAUAGUUAAUGCCAAUCUAAUGAGAACGCUAAGAAAACCUCUAGAAAACCUUAAAGCUAAACAAUACCAGAUAGUAGCUGUAGCCGGAGUGCUUACUGAACAAGAGUAUCAGGAACAUAAGAUCAUAAAAUCAAACAGACUGAGCUAGCAGAAUAAAAAAAUGUUGCGUAGUUGAACCAAAAACCAGAUAGACUAACGAAACUUGUGAUUUAUCUUGUCUUUCUUCAAUAUAUUUAGUAAGUUUUAGCUCAUUUGAGCAUUAGGCUUUUGUGUUUUAUUGUCACUGUGAUCUGUGAAGCAAUAGGAUAGACUUUUAUCCACUGUCAAUGUCAUAGAUGUGUGAAGCAAUAUGAUUGGAUAAUAUGUACAUCAUGUGAUGAGUAAUGCAUUAUGAUUGGAUGACAUUCAAUAUCUGUGUCUGUCAACUGAUGUGUGAAGCAAUAUGAUUGAAUAAUAUGUACAUCAUGUGAUGUGUCAGUGAUGCAUUAUGAUUGGCUGUCGUUCAAUAUCUGUGUCUGUCAACUGAUGUGUGAAGCAAUGUGAUUGGUUCAUCUGUAAUUUCCAUCAACCAAUGAAGCAGUGUGAUUGGCUGUCACUGAUUGCCCCUAUCAUCUGAUGUAUGAGAGCUUUAUAGCCUUUUAGUAUGUCCAUGUUUUCAUAUUGGACAUUUAUUACAAUUCCUUGGUAACUAUGUUACAAUGUAUUUAAAUUCUUUGAAUAAUGACAGUGCCAUAUAUUAAAGCUACGCUUCUACACUUCAGAGAGCAAAUAUUUUUGCCUCUUAGGUUUGUUACAAGAAAGUUAAUAUGAAAAGAAAUUGAUAUAUUACUUAAGCAUAUCAGUGAGUAUAUUUCAAUUAGAUGUCUAUACAAUUAAGAAAAAUCAAUUUUAUUCUUGCAAUUUAGGUUUCCUUAGUUUCUUUAUAAUUCUGAUUUUUUUUUUGUACAUCAGUUGUUGUUUCAUAAUGAGAUUCUCGAACUAUUUUCACUUAAAGUGAUGCUUACUUAGUUGAAGAAUAUCAUGAAUGAUUUAAAAUUUUACUAUUUGUAGCUUGCCUGUUUUGAAAAAAAAGUUUAGCUAUAUUAUGAUUGCAUAGGCGUUGUUGAUGUCCAAAAACUGUAAUUUACUUUAUCACUCCUUUUUUUAAAGGUAUUUAUUUGAAAUUUAGAUUACUUUCUUACCAUGACAAGAGGCAGUUGUAAGAUAAGGGGCAUAAUUCUGAAAGCUAUGUUUUGGAAUUAUGCCCCUUAUUGUUUUUGGAUUUAUGUCCCUUUUUAUACACAGAAAUGUUUUCAAAAAUGUUUAUUUUAACAGUAGAGCGUUAACACCACAUGCAGUGCUCUUGUUUAUACAAGUAUCUGAAAUUCAAACAAUGUUAUCAAUUUGAUAUAAAAUAAUAUAUAAUGUUUUGUUCAUAAUUUUCGUAAUAUAAAUUUGCUAAAUUUAACAUUUGUGUAUUUCUUGUAAGUGUUUGCUUUAAUAUACUCAACCAUUUUACAGUACUGGACACGCGAAACCCACACAUUUUGCAUGCUCGCAGGAACCCCCAUGCUUUGUACCUUGAGCAAAUUUGCAGCAAACAGACAAUUCCUGCAAAUUUAACUCGCUGCAAAUUUGCUGUGAAAGUAUGCUGUGCCUCACUGAGAAUAAUACAUGUAUAAUUAAGUAUGAACUUAAAACCAUUCAUAUUUAACAGAUAUACAUGUACAUAAAUUUAUUAGUUGUUGUAUCAAAGAAAUGUUGUAAUUAAUGUAAAUGCUUAUGUUCUUCAUUUAUAUUUGAUGUGUUCACAUAUGUGAAAUAGCUAAGAUGGGUAAAAUAUCAGAAAAUUGCGCCAUAGUCACCUGACCGUUAUUACUAUAUAUAUCUAUCAAAUGUUCCGGAUCUGCCAGCUGAAAUAUCUUUUUCAUUCUUCAAACUGCUCGGAUGGUAUAAUUUUUUUCUGGUUACUUUCUUUUCCUCCAUUAUAUUUACAUGUAUAACACAUAUAUAAAAGCACAUGAAAAUAAUGCACAUACCUAAAAAAUUCACUUCUGUGACCCCCAUAAUCUUGUCCUAUUUCACCGCUGAACUUGAUGUACAAUUUUGAGCUUGGUGAAAAUGAUGGUCUGAUUAUAGCCUGAAAGUACUUUUCAAAACAUUUAAUCUUGACACAAUAAGGGUUGAUCUUGUAUUUGGACAUAACACGUCGUUCUGGAAGUUCUUUAUAAUUUCUUCUGUAGAUUGUUCUGCAUCACAGCGUGGGUUAAAAUAAAGUUAGAAUCUGAAAUAAUUAAUUCUAACACUAACCGCGUUUUCUCCAAUAUAAACGAAGAUGGUUUUUAGGUCAGACUCCACUUAUUUAGUUUCCAUAAACUUUUUGAACCAAUCGGUGCUCUGAAAGCAAUUAGUGGAGUCUGACCUUAAGCGUUUUAAAAGUCCAACAUACCACACUACCUUCAAUAUACCACGCUGCAUGACGCUAUAUUGCCGAAAUGGUGAUUGAUUGUUACUGCGCAAAAAUAUAGUUCGAUAAGUUUUUCUUCAUUUUUUUAACACUUGUGUUAGAAUGGAAAUGGAUUUCACUUUUGCAUGGUCUAUCGUGUCACGAAAUUCAAAACAUCUUUUACUUCCAUGAUCGUGUUUAGACCACGGUUUGACAUUCAGAUGCUUGGUAAUUAAUCACUCAGGCCUCCCGCCUUUGUAAUUAAAUACUACAUGCAACUGAAACUCCACACCGUGGCCUAAACACAAUAUACCACUCUAGAUUAAAAUCUAUUCCCUAAACAUAUUUACUAUAAGGAUCUUUAAAAACACUACUACGAAUCAUAUCUGUAAAAACACUUGAUGUAUUAUUAUUAUUAUUAUUAUCAUUUUUAUCAUCUCUCUUGUUGAUGUGGUUUACACAUGUCCCAACUUGAAAACAAAAGUGUGAUAUCAAAACAUUGUGUUUUCGGGCUUUUGUCUUUGCGGUUGAGAGGGCGAAAACGCGAAAAACAGGAUAUGAGAACACGAUGCCAAAAAUAUUGAUGGGAGAUCGAGGGCUAAAAAGAGAAAACACGAUAUUAAUAGAGCGAUAACGCGAUAUUUUUCGCAUUGUGUUUUUCGCGAUCUCUUAUCGUGUUUUUUGCUUUUGACGUUUUGGUGUCAAGGUAUUGUGUUUUCACGAUUUCGCCCUUAGGGCUACAGGGCGAAACUGCGCUGGCCCUAAGGGAACACCGUACAUAACCAUUUCUUUUGGUAUUUCACCCCAUGAGUCAAUCACCCACUGGCAUACUGUUGAUAUCUCAGGUCGUUUCAAAUUGCCUGCUUUUGUCAGCUGUUUUUGUCCUUCAAUCAUCCACUUUUUCCACUUUUCUCUCAUGUUUGCCUUAAAGGGUUGUUAAACACACAUCCAUGGGCUGAAGUAUAGAAAUACAUCAACCUGGAAUAAUAGCUUGAUUAGUCCUUUUUUGUUUCAGAUUGUUUUUUACACUUUCCAACAAAUGAGUAUGGGACAUAUCCCAAAUAAGUAACAACUUUUUAUUAAGAAGAGCACCAGGUUGAUCAAACCAUACAUCGUUCAGCCAUUUCAUUAAGACAUUUUCAUAAACACAUCCUUUUUCUUGAACAUACACUACAAUAUCCUUUGAUAACUGUUCUUUUGGCAUAGUUUCCAUUUGAACACAAUAGCAGGCUUUAGUUUGGUACCGUCUCCUAAACAGGAUAGUACUACCAUAAAAUGAGAUUUUUCGGCCCCUGUUGUCUUCAUAGACACUGAUCUUGCCCACUUAAAAUCAACUGUCCGAUUUCCAGGCAUGUAAAAAAAGCAUUGGUGUCUGUCUAUAUUACCAAUACACCCUAGUAGCUCAAAUUUGUUGCUUUUUCAUAGAUCAAUGAUAAAUUUCUGAAAAGAAGUCACUUUAUCAUCGACAUCACUAGGCAGUUUCUGCGCAAUGUGAGUAUGUUGCCUUAAUGUCAGUCCAUGACUAUUGUGGAAACGGGUACACUGCCCUUUUGAUGCCUUAAAGUCAGAAUAACCAAAUUCCUCAGAGAGUUGAAGUGUUCUAAGAUGAAAUGUGGCACAUGUCACUAUAUAUAUCCAUUUUCUCUGAGUUCAAUGAUCCAAUGUUUUAACUUAUUUUCUAGUUCAUUGUAAGGUGAGAUAACGGUUCUUAGCUUCUUCACAGACUUGGAUGAUGUGUUCCUUUGAUCUCCAAUCACACAUCAUUUUUUCUGUUAUUCCAAACUUUCUCUCUCUUGCACAAUUAAUUUUUUUUUUGCAAACUCAAUUACAGUCAAUUUAAAUUUGACAUCAUAAGAUGCUCUUUUACAUUUAAGAGACAUGACUUCACUUAACAACACUGUCAGCAGUUAUAAAUAGUGUAAAACCUUGAAGUCUACAUUUCAUUGACAUUAAUUCAUUUUAAAAUCUAUUUUUAUUUGGCAGUUGAUCGGCAAUAUCUGGAAUUGGCGACCCUGCAGUUGACCUGUAAUUAACUUGUUACGAAAACAACUACCAUUUAAAUGUAAACAAAACUGUUGUUUGUAAUUUAUUUGUUAUUUGUUUCAGUCUUGUAUUAUUAACUUAAAACAGAGUAGAAGUUGUCUGAUUUUUGUUAAAUAUUUCAAAUUAAAUGUCAAUGUUACCUCUGGAAAGACUGCAAAGCCAUCGGGGCUAGGUCCGUUGGGAUGUGGCACUCACUCAAGAUCCAUCAGUUACAACUCAAAUUUGGUAUCCAAGGCUGUAUGUGCUGGUGCAUUAUCAUGAUGUAGUAGAAAUGUGUUGAUCAGACGACCCGGCCUCCAUAAUUUCUUCUAUGGUUUGACGCCUAUCUGUAUCAAGGCAUGUUUUGGCAUUCAAAUGUUUUAGAAGAUGUCAUUUCCAAUUACAACAAAACUUUAUGAUCAUGCAAUUUUAUUAUUUCUGCGUGUCCAUAAUUUUUACCAAUGUAAACAAUAUCGGCAUCUGGUGUUUCUAACAAUAUCAACAAAAAUUAACGGGAAUGCCGUCCACAAUUUAUAAAAAUUACUUAAAUGACAUCAUGGAAGAAACAUGUUUAGCAGGUUUUCUACAUUAGUUAUUAGUUUUUUAGCAAAAAAUAUAAAUUAUGAUGACUAACUGCGCUUUUCUACCAUGUACAAGAUGCUGUGUAUAUGCUUAUUUAAAAGCAAUGUUAAAUCAUUAUUUAUAAACAUAGUUAACUGUUCUUUUCAAAAUGUGUUGAUAAUAUUCUACAAGGGAUGCUGAUAAAAUUUCAUUACAAUACAUGUUGACAUUCAAGAGAUGUUUGAAAAGGCCACAAAAUUUUCAUUAGCCCCUUGUUUAUUCACUGUUUGCAAACACAAGCUUUCAAUGAGCAUAAUAAGAAGUUGUCUUUGUUUAUACACUUAUUGACUUUACAGUUGAGUGUAAGUUAGUCCAUUUUCUGUUAACACUGACUCCACUCGGGGCACUGCUCUGUUCUCCUUACCUUUACUCUUUACUACUCUCCUCAAUCUCUUGUUGAUGCGUAGAACCACAGCAUUCCACAGGGCCUGGUUCCUGGAUUCUUGAAACUAGAGAUCACAAUCUUAUGUAUCAUCUCUUUCUUUUGGAGACAUCUCUUCUGUUUUCCCCCUGUACCGUUCCAGUUGAACAAGAAGCCUUUAUUGGUAGGUCCAAAUAUCUCUGGAAGAAUAUUUGGCAGUAUAAGGGCGGCAAAAUGUCCUGGCGAGCUAGCUUCCCUUUGAAGCUGCCUUGUAACUUUGUCUGAAAGACAACUCACAGGUGGCUCUACCUUGGGUGAAAAAUUGGGUAAUACGGGCAUCUACUGAGACUGUUGGACCAUCAGUGUAUCAACCUUCGACUCAAUGUUGUUAAUUUUGUUGACUAGUUCAUUAUACCUUUUGUUAGCCAACUGUUGACUGCUGCAUACCCUAUCUAUGGCACCCUUCAUGGUCUUCAAAAUCUCCAUCAUUGAUGUGUGUUAGGACAUGGCAAAGCCCAUUCUUGGUGUUUCUGGUAGUUCACCUUUCUUGUUGUUUACUGUGUGGCACAGUCUUCAAUACUUUUGCUUUGUAUUAUAUGAAUUAUGAAUUAUACAGUUUACAUAUGAAUUAUGACUGUAUAUUCUUUACAGUAGUGCAAUGAAAACCUUUACCUGUACAUUGUAUACAUGUCUGUCCUCAUACUUGACAUUCGACUUUAACUGACGUUUGGUGUUUAAUUUACAAUAUACAAAAUAGUUAUAAAAUUUAAUGUCCUUUUCAUAAAGAUAUGGAAUUUUGGGCAAAUCGUUACUCCAGCAAUCUAAAUAGGAUGGAUGCACAAGGGUUUCUCCUAAAGGGGUGUUCAAUGGCUCACAUUCUCUUUUUUUGAGUGACCUGAAUGUUCGAUUCACAUUAAUGUUCGAUUAAAAGCAUUCCCAAUUUUCAUCACCCGCUCUAUUAAGUCAGACUUAUUUCCUGAUACAUGUUCUUUCACCCAGCUUCCAAUUGCUUUGUUUUCAAUUACAAAAUAUAUACAUUAUACAUAUACAGUAACAAAAGAUUAAUAUUCAUAUGUUCUAUGAUAUAUGUUCUUCGACUUGACGUGGAUUCUGAUAUGGUUUUGCGAACUUGCAUGCGGCGCUAAUUUACCGCAGCGUGUCCCGUCGCUUCAUGGAAUGCACUCGCGGCAUACAGCAACCUUUGUGGGUUUCGCGUGUUCAGUACUGUAUCACAGUUUUUUGUGAAGGAGGGUCAUUUUCUUAGGGUAAAGUAAAUCACUUAAUUUGUUUGUUUCAUGUAAUGUAUACAGAUCAUUAGAUCAACUUGUGGUUGUAUUCAUCUGUAGGUUUUUCAUCAAAAAUGCUUUUAGACAAUUUUGUGCUCAAGUUUUUAUACUGCUGGUGAAAAAUAAUAAGAACAAAAUUUUAAAGCUUUUAUACUGCACUAUCUUCAUUGUUAAACUGAGCUUGACUGUGGGUAAAAAAGUUAACUGAAAAACAAUAUUUUGUCACAGAUUGUAAAUUUUGUAGAAGCUUUUAGUAGACCAUUAACUUUGCCAAUACAUGUAUAUAUUUUUAAUUAUACACACAUUUUAAGCUCAACUUGGGUUAAAUUUAAAAAAAAACAGUUUUCUUUUCAACUGUACCGGCACAAUUUUUGUAUGUCUGUAAUGCAAGUGUUACAGGAUAAGGAUGUAUAAGGAGGGCAAUGUAACAAUUAAUGUGAGGUUGAUGUUGUUUAUAGAUAGAUAGCUUUUAUCAUAGGUUGUGAUGUUAAAAAAGAAGAAUUUUCACCCAGAACAUUUAAAACAAAAGACACCUUUGUUGAAUAUUUUGUUGUAUACUCCAAUGUUUUACUUGUCUUUUUAUAAUAUUGUGUAUAGUGCUGAAAAUAAUGUGAUAUUUAUAAAUUGGCCUCAAUGUGUGUACAUGUUGUGUUUAUGAAUGAUAUUUACAUGCCUAUUGUUUGCUUCACUGAUAAAUGUAUAAAAAUUAUAUUAAACUAGAAUAUAUUAUGCUAUAUUUCAUUAUAAACACUUAAAUAGUUCUUAGCAACAUAGUUAUAAUUUGGCCUAUGGAUUUUGAAACAAUGACAAAGUGAUUAAGGGGUUUCCAAUUGAACCUAGGGAUUUUGAGGUCACACCCUUAAAUAAGACAUUGGGGACUGAAUGACUUUAAUGUGUUGUUUUCAAAUAUGAAUUGAAAGAACUUUUUUGUAAACAAGAGUAUUUUUGAAUUUGUACAACUUUUCACCUGCAGCAGUAUAUCAGCCCUUUGCCAUCACCAUGAAACCAGGUCAGCCCUCACAUCUGUGCAGUCAAAUUAAACAGCAGGUUAAAGGUCAAACUACACUGCAGGUUGAAAACACAAUAGAAAACUACAAGUUAAAGUUUAAACUAAACUACAGGUUAAAGGUCAAACUAAACUUCAGGUUAAAAAUACAAUAAAAAACUGCUAGUUGAAAGUCAAACUUAACAGCAGGUUAAAGGUCAAACUAAACUGCAUGUUAAAGGUCAAAGUAAACUGCAAUUUGCAAACACAAUAACAAACUGCAAGUUGAAGGUCAAACUAAAUAGCAGGUUAAAGGUCAAACUAAACAACUGGUUAAAACACACUAAAAACUACAGGUUGAAGGUCAAGCUUAUAAACAGUAUGUUGAAGGUCAAACUAAACUAACGUCAAACCAAAAGUAGUCUAAUAAAAGUCACUCUUAAAGUGUUAGAGCUAUGACAGUGUUCCAUUGAACUUUCAGAUUGUAGAGUGCACCUUCAUUACUAGACAAGGCUUUUAUUAUAAUAUUUUAACACUAUAAUUAUAUAGGUGAGGAGGGAAGGUUAUAAAUAACUUAGAUUUAUGUCAGUGUAUUUACAUGUAAAUUCAAUUUUCUCACAUUAACUAUGUUAAACUUUUUUGUUGAAUUGAAAGUAAGCUUUUCAAAAGAGCACAGGUAGGAUUGGCUAUUAUAAAUACAUUGUUAGUUUGUAUGUCAUUUAAAAAGUAUUUUAGUUGAGCCUUAGUGAGCACUCUAUAGAAUCUGAAUUGUUUUAUUGUAAAUAUUUUCUAAAAUUGUUUAAAAAAAUAGUGUUAGUGAUAAUAAUCCUUUUAGUGAUUUGAUUAUGAUACAGACAGGCCUAAGCCAGCAGUAGAGAAUGGUGAGUCUUCAUGUCUAUACUGUAUUCAUCAACAAGUCUCUAAUUCCUCUAUGAUACAUCUUGCUGACCAGUUCCUUACUUGUAAUACUCAUCACAAAUACUUUGAAUCCUCUCUUAUUUACUGUAAUAUUUAAAUUCCUUUUUUAUUCAUUAUAUAAGCCGUAAUUUCUCACCAAGUCAUAUUCAUCUCAAAGGCAUAAACUAUUCCUAGACAUAUUUAUUUUAUCACUUUACAGUCCUAUACAUCCAUAAAACUUAAAUAUCUCCCAUUGGACAUCUUAAAUAUUUACUAAAUUCCUCUAUAUUUUAUCAAUAUUAUAUAAAUUCCUCAUUUAUUCACACUUGAAACUUAAAUUCGUCACAAACAAAGAAAUGAAAUCUUUCCAUAUACUUCUAGGAAUCCUUAUUUUGUCAUAUUUUAUUAAUGAAUUCAUUUCUUAUUCUUCAUUACAUCACUUCUUUGUACAUUCACUCCCCUAUCACUUAGAUAUACUAGAUUUACUGGUAGUACAUUCUCUCAUAUGAACAUGAAAUUUAGUCGACUUUAUUUAAUUUAUUAAAUGCCUAAUCCUGAAACCAACACACCAUUUUAUUCGUGAGACAUUGUAUCUCCAUUACAAAGGCAUAUGAUAUUCCCUGCUUCUAUUCCUAUUUUUCAAAAACACCUACAAUUCUUCAUUAUUAUCUCAAUUUCUUUAUUUCAUAGACAGUUUUUCCUACACAAAUACAAUGUUGUUUUCUAAUACAUAUUUCCCUUCUUCCACCAUGUGAGCACACACUCACUUUUUUAUCUCAUAGACAUUUUCUUUUUGUACCCCUUAAAGAUACACCCUCACUAUGUAUAUGUAGUCCCUCUUCGCUGUGGAUUUGAGUCCCAUCAGGGACUUCGUAUUCUUUUCCAGUUUUGUGUGUUCCUUUUAAGCUCAAAUUGUCCCUCCUUUUCUUUUGCCAUCUGUGUUUCAAGUUCAGUAAGUUUCUUUUUCAAUUUAGCAUGUUCCAUUUUAGUUUCAAAUUUUCCCUCCUUUUCUUUAGGCUUUCAGUUCUGUGAGCUUUUUCUUCAGUUGUCUUUGAUCUAAUUCAAAUUUAAAUUUUCCCUUAGAAACCUUAUUACCAUUGGAUGACAUAUUGUCUGCCAUUACAAAAGCUCAACUGUGUUUAAGUGAGCUAAAAAAAGGUGGAGAACAUGGCCCCUGCUUGUGAUGGCUCUUGUUGAAUACCUGGUCUCUUUGCAUUGCCAUGUUUCUGUUUUUAUUUUACCUGGACAGCUUGCUCUUUCAACAAGUUUACCAGAUUUUAUACUGUUUGCUGCUGCAUAUUAACAUUCAGUAAAUGUACCUUUCAUUUACAAUAAACAAGCUCAAUGGUAAAGCUUGGCAAGUCCUUUACACAAUAUGAGCAGCAAAAAGUUUAGAAUGUUUUAGAUACAAUACUCACUAGUGUUUCCAAACAUUGAUUUAUGUGGAUUAGAAUAUUAGGCAAUGAAAGAAUUUUAUGUCUUAGGUAGACUCUUUUUAUUUGAAAACCAUGUUAAGAGUUAUAAUAUAGUAUAUUUUAUAUAGUGUGUCUUUAUAUAUUCACAUGUAGUAGGAAGCUUAGUCCAGGGAUGUAGGUUAGUAUUGAAGCUACUUAAUGGAAUGCUAGUGAUCCCACAAGGUGUCUGUUUGUGUUUAGAUUUUUAAAAAAUGGUAAAGAAGGUCUUUCUCCACCAUUAAAGUUGGAUAGUCUCAGUGUGACUUGAACAGUUUCUAUGUGAUUUAAAAACUGAAACACAUGGACAUUGAAACAGGAAAAUGGGUGUUGUAAAUACAGGGCAAAUUGUUAGCACCAUUUCCAUAAAACAUUUUUCAUCAAAUUCAUGCAUAAUAUUGUUUUUAAUCAAAAAGGCAAAAUUAAUCAUUCAUUUAUAUUUUACGGUUUAUGACACAUACAAAACCCAGUUCUAUUGUACUAAAAUAUGUAAAACUUUAAUAGCAACCAAUGAUAUUUUCUUCAUUGAAGUAGGUUCCAUAGAGACAUAAAUUUAAAGGUCCUGUAACUCAAUUUUUUUCAUGGUUUUAUAUCAUAAAUACGAUGCUCAAAUGAUUAUUUAUCAAUAUUGUAAGUGCCAAAAUACAUUAUUUGUAAAGAUAUUACCGAAUUAACAUUUCAUGUAGAUAAAGGGAGGUAAGUAGAAAUUUGUUUUCGAUAAAGUCUAAGCCAAAUUUUUCAAUAAGAAAUGAAUGCAUAUAUUUUAAUGAUUAAUUAUAAUGCGUAUAAAAAUUUGCAGUACAUAUGAAACAUAAAUUUGGAUGUUUGGAAAUUGUUUUAGAAGAAUAAUUAUAUACAUUUAUAAAUUUUCAGCAAGUGUUGUUACAUCAAGAAUUACAACAUACAGGGUCUUGAAAUGUUUAUGUUUUAGAUGCAUGUAGUAACUGAUCUUUUUAAGUUGUAACAUGAUCUUGAAAACUAUUUGAUAAAUACAGUACAUAUCACUGGCCUUUGAGUAUCUUUGUUUUUAAGUCCCAGAAGGGUCAUACUCUAUCUAGUUAGUCAUCAAGUUGGCUAACACAGAAUCUUAAGUUAUAUCUAGGUAAGUAGAGGGUUUAUAAAGACAUGAAAUGACAAACUUGUUGGUGCCUGUCUGUAUCAUUAGAAAUUUAUAUACCGGUAUACUGUAUAGGGCUAAUGUCUUGAUAAUGAUAUACAUUGUAUCAUUGAUAUAUUCAACAUUUGCUUUGAUUUUUACAAUUCAGAAUAUUGAUACAAAAUGAAAACCCUUUUUCUCCCUGUCUUGUUGAAACAUCUAUCUUGUUGGAAGUGAGAAGUCACUUCUCACCCUUUUCUUGGCUAUUGAUAUAUUUUUGAUGAUUAAAUAAGCAUGUAUAAUACAUGAUUAAAGUUUAUAACAUGUAUUUGAAUUAUUUCACAGUACCAGCUAUGUAGUUUGAUAUAUGUCAAUGUAUUGCCGAUACUUUGUUUUUGGGUUUGUACAUCCUGAGCAUGAGACUUCCAAGUUAGGAAAAGGGUCAAUUUCAAUUUAUUUUUAGUAAUAAAAAAUAAUUAUAAAUCUUUAAAAAAAUUUAUUCAUGCAAUUUUUUCCUGUAUUUUUUCACCACAAUGUGCAUAUGUUUUGUGAUCAUGAUGUAUGCAUUUCAAUAAUUAUUUUAACAUCAUCUUUUUUAAUGCUGAUGAUUGGAUUUUGACCUUGGGCGAUCCCCUAUCAAAGUUAUUGGAAUGGUUUGGGUUGGUUACUUAAGUAUGUCACAGGGCCAAAAACAGGUUUAGAAAAUCAAAUUUCAAAAAGGUCAAAAGUUUAGGUCACUGUUGCAUUGACCAUUAAAAACUUUUCCAGUGUAUUUUGAGAAAACGAUUGGCCUACAUUCUUUAGAGUUGUAUUUAAAAUGGUCAGUUGAUGACCCAUAUUGGUUUUGAGGUAAGUUGGUCAAGGUCACAUUUGCCUUGACCAUUAAAAGCUUGUCCAACCAGUACUGAGACAAUGUUUCUGCCAAGAGUCCAAGAUUUAGUGCAAAGUUUGAUCAUGAUAUUGAGAGGACCACUAUUGAUUUUACAGUCAGUUGCCCUAAGGUCAAGGUCAAAAUUGCAUUGAAUUAUAGCUUGUCUGACCAGUAACUAGAAAAUGCUUUGGCUUACAGAUUUAAGAUUUGUUGUACACGCUUGUCUUCACUCUUGACAAACUAGUACAUAAUCAACUUUGAUGCCAGUCAGUCAAACUUCAAAGUGGGUUUGUACUAAAAGCCAACCAAUAAUAGCAACAGAAUAAUUUAGCCCAUGGUCAUUACAUUCAGUUUGUUGAGAAUGCUUUGGCCUAUAUUCAUAAUGUUUGUCAUGACCAGUAGAUCACCCCAAUCUGUUUUUAGGUCCGACAUCAAAGAUCAAGGUCAAAAUCACUAUAAAGCUUGACCAUAAAAUAAUUGUCAUACCAAUCACAUGAAAAAGGUUUGGCUUUCAGUCCAAAGUUUUGUUUUUGAGGUUAGUCAUGACUAGCAGAUGACCCCUGUUGACUUUGUGAUCAGUAGAUCAACAUCACUAUUAUUGUUUAACUAAUAAACUUUAGAAUGCUUUGGCCUACACUAGAACUGUGAACAAUCUAGCUAUUCUUUGCUGUUAUAUUUGUGAUACAUGAUCACAUUUUGUGAGCUUUAUUCCCAGGGCAGUAUAUCCUGUUAACUUUAAUUACAGCAUUUCUCUCCUACACCAUUCUGUUCUGGGCUGAAUGCUUUGUGGCCAAUGACCCCAUACUUACUAUUUUGAAUGCCGUUUGUCUUGUAGCUUACAAUUGUUUGUUCUGUAUCUAAAAUCAAUCUAUUGUCAUAUAAAUAUCAAUAUAUUGUCAUGAUUUGUUAAUUUUACAUUAACACCGUUAUAUUUUGUGCAUCUUAUCUAGUCAUUUGUUGAUUUUAUGCUUGUUUUAUAAAUACACACAUUGCUAAAGACA
Ruditapes philippinarum (Manila clam) is the source of this 15161-nucleotide messenger RNA. Its product is annotated as zinc finger-containing ubiquitin peptidase 1-like. The record is from RefSeq and is a predicted model, not a curated record. The transcript is spliced from 9 exons. NCBI's taxonomy places the organism in Eukaryota, Metazoa, Mollusca, Bivalvia, Venerida, Veneridae.